UGUGUGUGUGUGUGUAUGUGUGUGUCUGUGUCCCUGGCUGAAUGGAUAUAAAACUGGCCGGUCAGUUGGAGGGACAAAGGUUAAGGAGAACAACAGAAAUCUUUGUCCAGCACCCAAACGACAAGAAAACAUCAGAGGGAGAGACAGGACAGUGUGGCAGGAGAAUGUGUCCUUUGUGGCUAUUGGUAGCUGUGACGGUUGUGGGCGUGGCCAGGGGAGCCGCCAAUCAGUGCUUAGAGCAUGCCAGCUGUCAGGGUGACAACAAUGAGAGCAGCAUGAUGGAGUGUAUCCAGCUCUGUCGGUCCGACCUCACCGCCCAGACGCCAGUCAUCCCGGGCGAUGGUCAUCUCCAACGGUCCUCUCUGUCAGACCCAGAGUCUCAGCCUCCCCUCUCUCUUUUACCUCCCUCCUCUCCCUCCUCUCCCUCCUCCCCUCAGGCCAAGCGCUCCUACUCCAUGGAGCAUUUCCGCUGGGGAAAACCGGUUGGGCCAAAGCGCCGCCCGAUCAAACUCUACACCUCCAAUGGUGUAGAGGAGGAGUCAGCCGAGGAUUUCCCCGAAGAGAUGAUGAGGCGGGAAGCAGAGGACGAGCCUGAGCAGCUCCAUGACGUCCAGGAGAAAAAAGACAGCACAUACAAGAUGAAGCACUUCCGGUGGAGCGGCCCGCCGGCCAGCAAGCGUUACGGUGGCUUCAUGAAGAGCGGGGACGAACGCAGCAUGAGACCACUGCUCACACUCCUCAAAAACAUCGACAAAGAUGGACAGGAGCAGAAGACAGAGCACUGAGGAGGAAAAGGAAGGAAGAGAUAGAAAGAAGAUGGACAGAGAGAGAUACAACGACACCUUCAUCUGAUCGGCCUACAAGUCCUUUAAACUCCAAAUAUGUUGUUUGUCAUUGCCUUUCAAAGCAUCACAUAUCUUCUAGAAAUUAUGUUUUGGUACCACUUAUUUCUUUUUCCAUUUACAUUCUGAUGAGAAACUGCCAUGAUUAUGUUCACAGACAAUGGCAAUGAAUUACAGCUGCAACUAAGGAUUAUUUUCAUUGUUAUUGAGGUUGUCAAAUGUCUUAUUUUGUCCAACCAACAUGCCAAAACCCAAAGAUGUCCACUUUGCCACGAUAUAAAACAGAGAAAAACAGUACAAAGUGACCUUGAUUAUUAAUCAAUUAUCAAAAUAGUUGCUGAUUAUUUUUUCUAUUGCUCAACUAAUCCAUUAAUUGACUAAUUGUUUCAGCUGUACAAUGUUAUUUUCAGGUGUAGGAAUUGCUAAAUUUCUGAUCCAGCAAAUCAUGCCUACACCGUCCUGACGAAGCAGAUUAUCUGAGCUUUGAAUGUUGAACUCUCAAUAAUUUAAGAUGUUUCUUUUAACUCUGAUUGUUGCUUAUUUAGUCAUAAAUAUAUGUAUAAUGUUCAAAAGAAAUACUUCAGAUUUGAAGCCAACUUUACAGGUGAGUGCUGUGAGUGCCUAAAUAUACUAAUUAAAACAUUAUGAACAUAACAAUAAAAAUGUUUGAUCAUG
Seriola aureovittata is the source of this 1517-nucleotide messenger RNA. Its product is annotated as pro-opiomelanocortin-like. Gene Ontology annotation, molecular function: neuropeptide hormone activity. The record is from RefSeq and is a predicted model, not a curated record. Gene Ontology annotation, cellular component: extracellular region. Gene Ontology annotation, biological process: neuropeptide signaling pathway. The transcript is spliced from 3 exons. The coding region runs from base 42 to 785 and encodes 247 amino acids. Lineage: Eukaryota; Metazoa; Chordata; Actinopteri; Carangiformes; Carangidae.